Messenger RNA from Gracilinanus agilis (Agile Gracile Mouse Opossum), 1358 nucleotides. RefSeq names its product acid phosphatase 3 (gene ACP3). Bases 1 to 1245 code for a protein of 414 amino acids. The transcript has 12 exons. Gene Ontology annotation, cellular component: lysosome; plasma membrane. Gene Ontology annotation, molecular function: acid phosphatase activity. NCBI's taxonomy places the organism in Eukaryota, Metazoa, Chordata, Mammalia, Didelphimorphia, Didelphidae. The record is from RefSeq and is a predicted model, not a curated record. Gene Ontology annotation, biological process: lysosome organization; dephosphorylation.
AUGAGGGUGUCCUGCCUGGGCUCCUUCUCUUCGCUGCUUGCCUUCGCCUCCUUGCUUUGUAGCUGGCCCAGCCAAGCCGGAGCAGCCAAGAAGCUCAAGUUCGCCUUGGUAGUAUUUCGGCAUGGAGACCGGAGUCCCAUUGAAACCUUUCCUAAAGAUCCCUAUCAAGAAUCUGCUUGGCCUCAGGGAUUUGGACAACUUAGUCUGCUUGGAAUGGAGCAACACUAUGAACUUGGAACAUAUUUAAGGAAAAGAUUUUCCAACUUCUUGAAUUCCACUUACAACCGGAAUGAGAUUUAUGUCCGAAGCACAGACGUUGACCGGACCCUGAUGAGUGCCAUGACCAAUCUUGCUGCCCUCUUUCCACCAGAAGGCUCAAGUAUUUGGAACCCCAAAAUCCUUUGGCAGCCAAUUCCAGUUCAUACAGUACCGACUUCUGAAGAUCAGUUGCUGUACCUUCCUGAUAUAAAAUGCCCUCGACUUCAAGCGCUUCAGGAAGAAACUUUGAGGUCAAAGGAAUAUCAAGACUUGCUGUCUCCAUACAAGGAUUUUAUAAGUACUUUAUCCGAGCUUUCAGGACUCCAAAUCAAGGACCUUAAUGGAAUUUGGAAUAAAAUCUAUGAUCCUUUAUUUUGUGAGAGAGUUCACAAUUUUACUCUACCCACCUGGGCCACUACAGACACCCUAACAAAGCUGGAGGAGCUGUCCAAAUUAUCUCUCUUGUCAACCUUUGGAAUUUAUAAGCGGAAAGAAAAAGCUCGACUUCAGGGAGGUGUUCUGGUGAAAAACAUUGUUGAUUAUUUCCAUAAAGCAGCCAAUGAAUCUAAUGCAAAAAAAUUCAUCAUCUACUCGGGGCAUGACACUACUAUUGGGGCCCUGCAGAUGGCACUUGAUGUUUUUAAUGGAAAAUUUCCACCUUAUGCUGCCUGCCACAUAAUGGAACUAUACCUUGAAAAUGGGCAAUACAACGUUGAAAUGUACUAUCGGAAUGACACACAGCAGGAUCCUUACCCCCUCACCCUACCAGGAUGCACAGCCAGCUGUCCCCUGAAGCAGUUUGUUGAGCUGGUCUCCCCUGUAAUGACAGAAGACUGGUCAAAGGAGUGUUUCAGACUUAGUGAAGAUCAAGUUCUAAGGAUAACACUGACUGCCUUUUGCCUCUCAUCUGGUGUUUUGCUGGUGUUGCUGUUUAUCCUCUUCCAUUAUGGACCCUGCAGAAAAAGGACCCCCUAUCAGUCCAUUUAAAAGGAUGAUUAAAGCAAGGAGAGAGAAGCUGUACGAGAUUCCUGAGGACCAACAGUACCUCUCUACAAACACUGAAGGAGGACAGAAUGUGAGAUGAGGAGGAAAUGGGCUCA